Molecule: messenger RNA, 937 nt
Organism: Mytilus trossulus (common blue mussel)
Lineage: Eukaryota; Metazoa; Mollusca; Bivalvia; Mytilida; Mytilidae
Exons: 4
Coding region: 29-778 (249 amino acids)
Molecular function (GO): serine-type endopeptidase activity
Source: RefSeq, a predicted model, not a curated record
CAAGGGUAAUUAUAACGAUUUAGACUACAUGAAACAGAACUGUUUUUCGUUUACUGCAACAAUGAGAAUCUUUGUUUUUUAUAUUCUGUUUCUCAAAUUUAAGAAUUGCUUCAACGAGACUUUAAAUGGUGGAUAUUUCCAACAAAAUAAGAAAAUGGGUUCUCGUAUUAUCUUAACUCGCGACAAUAUUGGCCCAAAGAUGUGCAUUCGAGAAUGUUUAAGGAUAAACAUUUGCAAAGGUAUAAACAUUCACAAAGAUUCGCUUCAAUGUGAGCUAUUAUCUGAUUCGAACUUAAACAGUCAGUUGGUUAGUGCCCAAGGAUAUAGCUAUUCAAACAUUACAGACUGGAAAAUGGCGACUGAUUGUUGCUGGCCAAGUAAUCCCUGCCCAGAGAAAACAAGGUGUGUUCCGUCAAAGUCAAAUGCUCAUGUUUGCCUAAAGUAUGAUACAUCAAAUGAAAUAUUUGUGGAAAUCAUUACUUCACCAGGUUUCCCAGAUGUGUAUGAUUACAAUCUGAAUGAGACUUGGAAGAUUGAGGUCGGAGUUGGUAACCGAUUCGCCUUAGAGUUUACAUAUUUUGACGUUGAAAAAGGCUACGACUUUGUUAAAGUUUUCGAUUGUGGCACCAAUAUACAGAAACCGUUAGGAAGCUUCACUGGUAAAGAGUUACCAAAGAAAAUUCAGACGACCAGCAAUUGUAUUGUAAUUAUUUUAACAACGGAUGACAUAGUCAACACAUUCGGAUUCAGUGCAAAUGUGUACAAGAUUAUAUCAUAAGAGCAAAAUAUGUAUCAGUGAUAUCAACAUAUGUUUUUUAAAAACAAACUGUACUGAACUUUUAUUAUUUGAAGUCGUGUUGUGCCUUAAACAUUUCUAUAUUAGUCUGAACUCAGAUUACAUUUUGCAAUGUAAAUGGUGCUUUAGUCAGUGUUUACA